AAAAAACACCCAUAUAAUCUUAACACAAAAAGUAAAUUUCAUUAGUCUGAAUGCGAUACAUGUCGUCAACCCGAUUCAGAUAACAAGAUGAGCACGAAGAAGAAAUGUGGUGUGUGUAUCUAAAAAAAUGACAAAUCAUUUCCUCGUUCGUUUGGAAGCUAUGUUCUAGAGAGAUGUACGGUAACUAAAAAUGGUCCCCAGGCUCCCGCAUAGAUGCCAGCUGAGCUGGAUUUCUCAAAGGCCUCAGACCCCACUAAAACAGGAAAGACACCGCAGAACCAAAAAAAAACGCCUCAAAGGCUGAUGUUAGAGCCAAUUUGAGCCGAAUAUCCCAUACUUAUGAAUUCUGUUCUGUGUUGAAGUCCCAAAGACACACACACACACACUCCAGACUUCUCCUGCUGUGCUUUUUCAAGAAUUGUUCUUUUGAAUCUUUGAUUCUCUUCUCUUUCACGUGCCAUUAUUUUUUCCCCAUAUCUUAUAAAAAUUAAUUCAUCCACGGAACCAUUUCCUUCACUCAUCACCAAUCUCAUGGUGAACCUCCCAUAAUAUAUGUAAUUUAACACUGUAUCAUUCAUCCCCACUUCCUUAAUUUCCUUCUUAUUAUUAUUUUCCGGCCACCAGGCUCCACCAUCCUCCUCCUCCUCUUCUGUAGUAGUCUUCCUCUUUUUUUUCUUAAUCUCUUCUCUCCAUGGUUACCCUCCUACUCCAAUCAUGUCUUCCACUCCAGACCUCCACUCUCCUAUCUCCAGGUUCUCCCCCAUUUGAAUUCAGAUUUUGGUCUACUUCUGAUGGAUUAAUUUAUUCAUGUUAUAACUGGGCUGACUUAGUUGGAAAUUUUAACUAAACUAGAGAGAGGUACUCAAAGUUAAUUAGUAGUGUUUGUUGAAUUGCUCUGUUUUUUGUUUUUUUUUCAGGUGGUUUGGAAUAUUCAGGCGACGAUCAGCUCAAUCGGAAAACAGCAACGGCGGCGAUGAUGGCGGCGGCGACGACAGCCCAAUCCCGAACCCGGCGGAAUGCUACGCCUGUACUCAGGUGGGCGUUCCGGUUUUCCACUCCACCAGCUGCGACCGGGCCCACCAGCCGCAAUGGGAGGCUUCUGCCGGUUCUUCCUUAAUCCCUAUCCGUAACCGUCCCUCCCAGUCGUCGUCGUCGCUUAAGAAGAGGUCCGGGGCCACUGCGUCGGGCGGGUACCCGACGUGGAUAUUCGGGCGGGUGCUGGACCCGCGGAGCGAGCGAGUCCAGUCGUGGAACAGGGCGUUCUUGCUGGCGCGUGGCAUGGCGUUGGCCAUCGAUCCUUUGUUCUUCUACGCGCUGUCCAUCGGCCGCGGCGGCUCGCCGUGCCUUUACAUGGACGGCGGGUUAGCCGCCAUCGUCACCGUGCUCCGGACAUGCGUCGACGCCGUCCACCUCUGCCACCUGUGGCUGCAGUUCCGGUUGGCUUACGUGUCCCGAGAAUCCUUGGUUGUUGGAUGUGGGAAACUCGUGUGGGACGCGCGCUCCAUCGCUUCCCAUUACGUCCGCUCCCUGAAAGGCUUCUGGUUCGAUGCUUUCGUCAUUCUUCCCGUUCCCCAGGCAGUAUUUUGGUUGGUGGUGCCACGACUGAUAAGGGAAGAAGAGAUAAAGCUGAUAAUGACGAUAUUACUCCUGAUUUUCAUGUUUCAAUUCUUGCCUAAAGUUUAUCACAGCAUCAGCCUAAUGAGAAGAAUGCAGAAAGUUACAGGCUACGUUUUUGGUACUAUUUGGUGGGGUUUUGGCCUUAAUCUCAUUGCUUAUUUCAUUGCUUCUCAUGUUGCUGGAGGAUGCUGGUACAUUCUUUCUAUACAGCGGGUGGCAUCAUGCAUCAGGCAGCAGUGUGAGAGAAAAAGCACAUGCAAUUUCUCCUUGGCUUGCUCAGAUGAGUUGUGCUAUCAGUUUCUGUCAACGGGGGCCACCUCAGGCGAUUCAUGUGGCGGAAAUUCAACAGCCACGGUCACAGUGCCACUGUGCUUAGAUAUUAAUGGACCUUACAGAUAUGGGAUUUACAAAUGGGCUCUUCCAGUCAUUUCUAGCAAUUCAGUGGCCGUUAAGAUACUAUAUCCAAUCUUCUGGGGACUAAUGAGCUUAAGUACCUUUGGGAAUGCUUUAGAACCCACAAGCAAUUGGCUGGAAGUAAUCUUCAGUAUAUCCAUUGUGCUUAGUGGCUUAAUGCUUUUCACCUUAUUGAUUGGAAAUAUUCAGGUGUUCUUGCACGCGGUGAUGGCAAGAAAGAGGACAAUGCAAAUAAGAUGUCGGGAUAUGGAGUGGUGGAUGAAGAGGAGACAAUUGCCAUCUCAACUGAGGCAAAGAGUUCGUUAUUAUGAACGUCAAAGAUGGAGAACUAUGGGUGGAGAAGACGAAAGGGAACUGAUUAAAGAUCUUCCUGAAGGACUUAGAAGGGACAUCAAGCGAUUCCUAUGUCUAGACUUGGUUAAAAAGGGUCCUCUGUUCCAGAGCCUGGAUGAUUUGAUUCUCGAUAAUAUAUGUGAUCGCGUUACUCCACUUGUAUUCUGCAAAGAUGAGAAGAUUAUAAGGGAAGGGGAUGCAGUGCAGAGAAUUGUCUUCAUAGUACGAGGACGUGUUAAGAGUUCACAAAACCUUAGUAAAGGGAUCAUAGGCACAAGUAUACUGGGACCAGGAGGCUUUCUAGGAGACGAGCUCCUUUCAUGGUGCCUUCGCCGCCCUUUCAUCGACAGACUUCCGGCUUCCUUCGCGACAUUCACCUGUAUCGAACCCACAGAAGCGUUCGGCCUGAAUGCGAAUGAUCUCCGCUACAUUACCGAUCACUUCCGCUACAAGUUCAACAAUGAAAGGCUGAAACGAACAGCUAGGUAUUAUUCAUCCAAUUGGAGAACCUGGGCUGCUGUCAAAAUACAGCUAGCUUGGAGACAUCAUCGGCUGAGAACGAGACCUCCGGAAGUGAAUCAUCAUGGAAACGAAAACGGGAGAAAUUCCGACAGUCGGCUCAGGCAAUAUGCUGCGAUUUUCAUGUCAAUCAGGCCGCAUGAUCAUCUUGAGUGAAACCAAAAAUAGAUGCAAGAUCUUUAUGCUUAUGGUAAACUAGUUGCAUUUCUUCCGAUUCCAUAAAUAAUCUACGUCAGGAGAUUUGUACACAAAGUUUCCAUCUUAGUUUUACAAACUUGUAUCCAAACGGCAGUAUAACGAUUUAAUAAAUUAUGAGAGUCAAUAUGGUCAGUGUUUUGUGAGAUGAAAGUUGAGAUUGAAAACAAACAUUGUUAAGGCGCAAGUAGAUAGUAUUUUACAAUGGAUUCCAAAUCAUUAAUAGAGAAAAAAAACUUGCACACAUGAAGAGAUCAGGUGAUAAAGAGAACUUUAUUUGUUUUGUUGGUAAGUGACCACCACACACUACUAUCUCAUUAAGGACCAAAAAUCCUAAAGACAAAGCGCCUUUUCUUAUAAGGAUAAAAAUCUCU
This is a messenger RNA of Oldenlandia corymbosa var. corymbosa, 3452 nucleotides long. Lineage: Eukaryota; Viridiplantae; Streptophyta; Magnoliopsida; Gentianales; Rubiaceae. The record is from the annotation of a GenBank genome assembly.